Vollenhovia emeryi is the source of this 3408-nucleotide messenger RNA. RefSeq lists its product as uncharacterized. The record is from RefSeq and is a predicted model, not a curated record. Lineage: Eukaryota; Metazoa; Arthropoda; Insecta; Hymenoptera; Formicidae. Gene Ontology annotation, molecular function: metal ion binding. Bases 233 to 3181 code for a protein of 982 amino acids. The transcript has 16 exons.
AACAACGUGGUCACGCGAAACAGGAUCUCCGCGAGAUCCGCGAUCUCCUCUGGCGCGUCCCCCGUGCCUGAUUAUCGUGUGCCUUCGGAGCGUCCUGUGCGCGCGUCUCGCACCUCUACGUAGUUCCGCGUCGUCUGCGGUCCCGCGCGUUCCCGUCCGCGUCCGAUAAACGUCACGGUUGCUGAAAGGAGCGAAGCGUAUCCCACGAGGGGAAAACAGCUAUGUCCAGAAAAUGCCGAUACAGGCACCGCAGUGGACUGAGUUUCUGUCAUGCCCAAUUUGCUGCCAUGACUUUGACGUGGCUGUGCGGGGUCCCAUAUCGCUCGGCUGCGGCCACACCAUAUGUCGCGCUUGCCUGGCCAAUCUACACCGCAAGCAGUGCCCCUUUGAUCAGAGCGUCAUCAACACCGACAUCGAGAAACUACCCGUGAAUGAGGCGCUGCUGCAACUGGUGAGCAAUCCAGUCUCCUUGUCAGCGGCUGCGUCCAAUCAACAACAGAAUUACCAGAAGCUCCUGCCGGUCGAGCAACAUGCCAACUAUCUGAGGGCCAAGAGUUGCAUCGAGGAGCUCGCCCUUUAUCUCAAACCAUGUCAAAUUACUAAUACCGCAGGUAUCGGCAGCGGAGGCGGAGGCGGAGGACUGGUAUCGCGGCCCAUGCAACGCAAACUGGUGACACUGCUGGGCUGUCAACUAGUAGAACCAGAAGGCAGGGCACGCGCGCUGCGUGCCGCUCGUAGUCUCGGCGAGCGCACCGUCACUGAGCUCAUACUGCAGCAUCAGAACCCUCAGCAACUCAGCGCCAAUCUUUGGGCGGCCGUGCGCGCCCGUGGCUGUCAAUUCCUUGGACCAGGGAUGCAAGAGGAAGUUCUCAAGCUUGUGCUAUUGGCUUUGGAGGAUGGCUCCGCUCUGUCGCGUAAAGUGUUGGUGAUGUUCGUAGUGCAGCGUCUGGAACAACAAUUUCCUCAAGCUAGUAAGACGAGCAUUGGACACGUGGUGCAACUUUUAUACCGGGCGAGCUGUUUCAAGGUGUCGAAGCGUGAGGGUGACUCGUCGCUGAUGCAAUUGAAGGAGGAGUUUCGUACUUACGAGGCUCUAAGACGGGAGCAUGACGCACAGAUUGUGCAGAUAGCCACGGAGGCGGGCUUGCGCAUCGCGCCUGAUCAAUGGUCAUCGCUGCUUUAUGGCGAUUCCACUCGCAAGUCUCAUAUGCAGAGUAUCAUUGAUAAAUUGCAGACACCGCAGUCGUUCGCUCAGAGUGUCCAGGAGCUUGUGAUAGCGUUGCAACGUACCCCCGAUCCUGGACAACUGAGCGGUCUCAGGCCUCAAUUGGAGCUGUUAGCUGCCAUUGAUCCCAGUCCAGAGUCAGAACCGCCGAGCUUAGCCGAGUGUCGGGCGGCUCUGGAAGCCGUAAGAAUAGUGGUGGCUACGUUGGUGGACUUUGUCCGACAACAUGGAAGCGGUGGCACGUGCGGCAGCAAUCGGAAAUCGGCGACGCAGGAUAGCGGUAGUGGCGGACCCGGCGGCGGCUCGUGUCCGGGUUCGGCGACCGGUAAAUACAAAGUCAGCAUGUGCAGGGACCUAGCUCUGCGUGGCACUUGCCCACGAUCCAACAAUUGUACCUUUGCUCACAGCGACAGCGAGCUCGACAAGUACAGAUCGAAAAAUCGUAAAUUAAGUGUCAGAGCAAAUUCAAAUCAGACGGAAUCGAAGGGUGAGAAGAAUAACAAGAUUUUCAACAAGCAAAACGGCGAUUUAACGACUUAUUCCGCCAAAGCACAUGACAGAGAUACGGUGGUGCAACAUUCAACACCCGUCCCGGCCAACUUGGAAAACAACUUGAUUGACUCAUUGACAUCGACCUACAUGCUGCCGCUCACACCCCAGCAGAACUUACCACACCUCAAUCUGUGCUCUGUAAAGGGAGGUACUAUGAUGGACAGUGGAGGGCCUGGUGUGCAUUGUUCCGGACAUUACAUAAUGCCAUCGGGACCCAUUCCCACUGUUGAUUACGGACCUUCGUUGACGACUGCAACAAACCUCGGAAUGUGGGAUACCCCACAGAUCGUACCGGCAAAUCAACGCACGGCGGUAGCAAAAACUAUGUUGGCGAUGUUGUUGCAACGCAGGAUGGAGAUCCUGAAUCAGCUGGAAUUGAUCGUCGGCAAGCAGCAGCAGCAGCAACAACUAAUAUCGCCACAAAUGAAAACGAAUUACGAUCUUCAACAGGAGGGUGAUUUAUUGACUACACCCAACAAUUACUCGAUAUGGACUGCUGCAAAUAGCUUUCGCUGUUCAUCCGGUACGGAUCCAUCACCGCCACCCCCAUCGGCUUCGCAUCUUCUCGACGACGACGGCCCCUUUAUGUCCCCAUUAGACAUAUCUCCCGCGACCUCGUUGCCGCCCGUUAGCAAGCAGGGACCUAUCUCGAGGCUAUCUAAAACGCUGAUAAGAACUCCCUACAACGGAGCCCUGCAACAUCUUUACAACGAGAGUAUUGAACCUACUCCUAUCCCCGCGCUGUCUACUGCAUUCAGAACACCGAACUCUGUAACCUCCUGGUAUUACGGAAAUCAACCAUACGCAGCGGUCGGCGUGAAUGGGAUACAAUCGGUGACGCCAACGAGCCCUGGUAGUGGUGACGGUGACAGUGGUUUCACCGGCGAUAAUUACGUCACUCUCGGUCGCAGUAUUAUUGCGCCAGAAUCACUAUCACAAUUCUCGAGAUCGGAGUGUAUGUCAAAGGAUUUGAUUUUGGAGUCGCAGAAGGUGAAGCAACAACUCAGACAUCUGGAGAAGAAGAUCAAUGACUUAAAGUUGGCUACCCAAGGAGCUACCACCUUCGUCACAGCGGGCGAGCGAUUGACGCAGGAAUUGCGAAUGAUCGAAGCGGGUAUCAGAGAAAGGGAGAGAGAUGUACGAAAUUGGAGUAAUCCAUAUGGUGGUGGUACUGGUACUACCACAAUUCCUUGGAUUCAGCAAUCUCCUAACGAUUGGCUAUCAAAUCAAGAGUAUGGUACGGAUUUUAAAACUGAAGAGGAAGACACGUACGAGGCUGGACUAGCGAAUGAUAUGCGCGAGCUAGAACUGCGAUGGGAAUUUGAGCUGCGCGAGCAAGAGAAACAUUGGUCCAGUGGAGGUGAAAAGGACACCGUCACCACCACUAUCUCCAAGAAUAAAUAAUGGGACGCCCAUCUUCUUCCCUUUCCUUUUUUUCCCCUUUAGCUCUUUUACAUGUCAAAAUCAACCUCCGAUUCUAUAUCUCCUCUAAUUGAUAUUGAUCGAGGGUAAGUAUAGAACUCCUUCAAUCCGUGAAGGCCGGGGAAUAUACAUAGUACACGCAGGCGUGCGGACCUAAAUCUUGAGUAUUUUCACAUUGAUUAGAAUACCAUCCAAUGAAGAAAAAAAAA